GCCGAAUACCUUCUCUUCACCUGAUGUUUAAUUCCCCGGUGUCAUACGGUCUUACCGCACUCCUAAACUUGUCUCAAAUUUGUUUAAUUAUUAUAACAUAUUAACAUCGCAGAAACACGAAAAGCCUAAUUUCGAGCUUUAACAAUGGCGAGACAAGCCAGCAAACUCUUUGCUGCCUUGUCUUCCAAGAUUCUCUCCUCUAAAUCAUUUAUUUCUUUUUCUUCUUCUUCUAUUCGUCAAAUUCGCCACUUUGGUUCCUCUCCCAGUAAACCUGCGGUUUUCGUCGAUAAGCAUACUCGCGUCAUCUGCCAAGGUAUUACCGGAAAAAAUGGUACCUUCCAUACUGAACAAGCCAUCGAGUACGGCACCAAUAUGGUUGGUGGUGUGACACCAAAGAAAGGUGGUACCGAACAUUUAGGGCUACCAGUUUUCAACACUGUUGCUGAGGCAAAGGCUGAAACUAAGGCCAAUGCUUCUGUGAUCUAUGUCCCUCCUCCUUUUGCGGCAAGAGCAAUCAUGGAAGGAAUUGAAGCUGAGUUGGAUCUAAUUGUGUGUAUUACUGAAGGAAUCCCUCAGCAUGACAUGGUUCGUGUUAAAGCUGUCCUUAACACGCAAUCUAAAACCAGGUUGAUUGGUCCAAAUUGCCCUGGUAUCAUCAAACCUGGGGAAUGCAAAAUAGGCAUCAUGCCUGGUUACAUCCACAAACCAGGUCGUGUUGGUAUUGUUUCUCGCUCUGGAACGUUGACUUAUGAAGCGGUAUUCCAAACAACUGCAGUUGGGCUAGGGCAAUCCACUGUUGUAGGAAUUGGUGGGGACCCUUUUAAUGGAACAAAUUUUGUUGAUUGCAUCGAGAAGUUCAUUGCCGAUCCACAGACGGAAGGUAUUAUUCUUAUUGGUGAAAUCGGGGGUACUGCUGAAGAGGAUGCUGCAGCUGUGAUCAAGGAAAGUAAAACUACCAAACCUGUGGUUUCUUUUAUUGCUGGGCUGACAGCACCACCUGGCCGGCGCAUGGGUCAUGCUGGAGCCAUUGUCUCAGGUGGGAAGGGCACAGCACAAGACAAAAUCAAGACUCUUAGAGAAGCAGGUGCCACCGUGGUAGAAUCUCCAGCUAAGAUGGGUACAGCGAUGCUCGAAGUUUUUAAACAGAGGGGUCUUCUAAGUUAGUUUGAAAGAAAUCCAAUUCCCUUUUUUGGUUUCUUCUUAAUACAGUGGCAUAAUACCAUUUGCCUCCUGAUUGUGAUAUGAAUUGUGGAAGGCUCUUCCGGCAUCACCUGCUGAAGAACGAGGCAACAUUUUGAUCCUAUAUGAAUAUAUAUAUCUUUGCCUUUGUUUCCGUUGGAUUUCAAUUCGGGGGAAAUCUUCGGGAUUCAAUGUAAACAUGUGACAUUCAAUUGGUCCUCAUCGUCAUCAUGAUGAAAUGCGAAAUAUAUUCUGACGCCUGAGAUGAAGAAAACCAAAUUAAUAACAUACAAGAGGAAGAACAGAAGUAUAUCGGGAAACUUGACAUUAUGUAUUGACAGUUGACAUGCUAAUACUUUUUCUGUUUUAAAAUACUUGCAAAAUUAACUUUUGCACACAAUUUAAUGCUUUAAUUUAAUUCUUUAUAUCUCUAAUUAUGUAUAAUAAUAAUAAUAAUAAUAAUAAUAAUAAAUUAUAAAAAUUUAAAAUUAUUAA
Messenger RNA from Amaranthus tricolor (Joseph's coat), 1674 nucleotides. RefSeq names its product succinate--CoA ligase [ADP-forming] subunit alpha-1, mitochondrial-like. NCBI's taxonomy places the organism in Eukaryota, Viridiplantae, Streptophyta, Magnoliopsida, Caryophyllales, Amaranthaceae. The record is from RefSeq and is a predicted model, not a curated record. Gene Ontology annotation, cellular component: mitochondrion; succinate-CoA ligase complex (ADP-forming). Gene Ontology annotation, biological process: tricarboxylic acid cycle. Gene Ontology annotation, molecular function: succinate-CoA ligase (ADP-forming) activity; succinate-CoA ligase (GDP-forming) activity. The transcript has 7 exons. The coding region runs from base 145 to 1164 and encodes 339 amino acids.